Closterium sp. Naga37s-1 is the source of this 555-nucleotide messenger RNA. The record is from the annotation of a GenBank genome assembly. Lineage: Eukaryota; Viridiplantae; Streptophyta; Zygnematophyceae; Desmidiales; Closteriaceae.
AUGGGAGUGGUUACAUGGGACCGCAACUUCAUCACUCAUUCUGGUGCUGUUUGUGUACCUGAUGACUCCAGGCUUCGCCAUCUGCUACUACACGAGUACCAUGACAACCGGUCACACUUCGGCAGUGAGGAGAUUAGUUGGGGGAAGGAGUGGGCUUUGGUGGAUAGAAUGGUUGCUGCUGCUGCUUCUGCUGCUGGUAGCGCUGGUGCUGCUGCUGCUGCUGCUGGCACAGCUGGUACUGCUGCUACUGCUGCUGCUGGGGCUGAGAGUGAGGUGGGAGGCGGGUUGAAAAUGGCGCCUGCGUACCUGGUGCCGUGGGUGGGGGGAGUGAACCCGUUUGCAUGCCUGUGGGAGAUGCUGCUGGGGGAGACGUGCUACUGGGAGUUAUCAGACGGGCGGAGGGUCGGGGUGACACCCAGGGCAGGCUCAUCUGCUGCUGCCCCUGCUGCGUCAGAUUCAAGAGCACCUGCAGGAGGAGCAGGGGGUAUCCGCUGCUGUGCCUUCCCGGGGUGUGGCAGGGCGGAGAGGCCCGGGAGGCCGCCAUUGAAGGUGUGA